Molecule: messenger RNA, 1217 nt
Organism: Acanthochromis polyacanthus (spiny chromis)
Lineage: Eukaryota; Metazoa; Chordata; Actinopteri; Pomacentridae
Gene: cntd1
Product: cyclin N-terminal domain containing 1
Exons: 7
Coding region: 1-933 (310 amino acids)
Biological process (GO): reciprocal meiotic recombination
Cellular component (GO): site of double-strand break
Source: RefSeq, a predicted model, not a curated record
AUGGCGAAAAGGCUGCUUUGUUCUCCAAACCAAAGUGACGUCGUCAGUUUAAAAUUUCGACAAGCCUCUUUUGAGCUACUCACUGAUUUUCUGUUUAAUUUCAACAAAAGGAACAAAGACAGCCUCAACAGCUUAUCAGAAUGUAGCGGCACCUUUAAGAAUAAAAGACUCAUCGAGUGCAUCCUCCUGAUAUCCAGAGAACUGAGACUGGACCCGCUGGCUGGAUACCACGCUAUUGAAUUACUUCAGAGGUUCAUGGUGAAGCACCUUACAGAUUUGCUGACCACACCCACACCUCCAGGUGCAGCUGCUGAACAACCAAGAAGUAACGAAGACGCCGUUUUUGACAAGCUCAAAGACAGAUUCCCCCUCGUCAUCUUCUCCUGUGUGCAGCUCGCCAGCAAAAUGUCUUUGCACAGUCAUAUGAUUGACAACAACACCACGGUGCGCUUUCUGCACUCUGUCGGCCACCGUGUUUCCAAACAGACUGUCCUGGAGUCGGAGCUGAUGGUCUUGAAAGGGCUUGAGUUCAACGUAAACGUCACAAACCCCAUGACGUACGUGGAAAUACUGCUGGAGGUGCUCGGACACAACGAGCCGUCCAUCCCCGUGGACCGACUUUACCACCACUGCCAGCAUGUUCUCCAGUUCAUCAGCCUGCAGAGGACAGCCAUCUUUGACUCCUUGUUAAUGACGACCACUCAGUGUGUCGAGCCGUCCAGGGAACAGAGAGAGAAGUUUGUGACAGUGACAGAAGACUGCAUGCUGCUUGGUGUCGGUGUCAUCGCCGUGACUACAUUCAUCCUACAUUUCAGAAAAUGGAAGCAGGUAGUCGGAGGGUUGAGCCACAUCACUGGAAUCUCAGGGAGGAGCAUCAGUGACUUUGCUCAUGCGACGUUGGUGCACAUACUUGGCACUGGUUUCCCUCAGUAAUAAGCUUUAGUCUUGAUAACUCGUCCACUGAACACUUAAGUGGCUUUUUUUUGUAUUAUAUAUAUAUAUAUUAAUUAUUUUUGAAGUUUGUAGAUGUUGGCACUGAAAAGAAAAUCUGUUCACUGGAACAUACCUGAAUUAUUUGAACUGUCCUUUCUGUCAAGCAAAAUUGAUUUAACUGUUCCAGAUGAAAUGUUUAUCUGUCAGCAUAUAUUGUUUUCUACAUCUGAUUUUGCCUUAUUGUAGCAACUUUAUUGUGGCAACAUGGUUCUGCAGAUAGAAAA